CCAUUGAAACAAUGUUAAAAAUCGUUGAUUUGUCAAUGUUAAUAACAUUGAAUCAAUAUCACGUUUGCACCCUCCAUUAAUAUAGAAAAAAAUAUAGAAAUUUCAACAAAUCACCAUUAUUGUGAUCAGUGUUUGCUUUAGUUGGGCCCUUGACUCUUGUGUUUUAAUGGUAAGUUUUCUUUGGCUGUUGAAGCAGUGUUUUAAAAUACAUCUGCUAUUGCAAAGAAAAAAAAGAUCGAGUGUUAUCAAGUAGUAUAAUUCUUGUAGAUAUAUCUAAAUAUUAUUAAUGAAAUACUGUUAAAGAUGUGUAAGAAAUGGAUAUUACAGUACUAGUUGGAAGCAGUGUCAGGUCUGUUAUUUUGAGGAUUGCAAUGCAGUUGAUAGUUUUAUCUGAAUUUGUUUGAUGAUUGUCACCAUUGUUGAGAUUUGCAGGAUGGGUAAUGAUGUCUAAAUGUGUCAGCAUUUUUUCACUUUUUCUCUUGUCACAGUGGAUUUACAAACCAAAACAAUUAUAAUUGUCAAAAACCAAUUGGAUCAACAUAAUCAUGUAAAGCAGCUUUAUUUUAUUGGCAUCUUCACAAAAAGCAAUCAGUUUCAACUUAACUUUGAAACACAUCUAUCUUUUCCAAUGCACAUGUGUUUAUAAACACAUACAAACACUAAAAAAAGAAAAGAAAGAUUUAACUUAGUCAAUUUCAAGAGUCAAGGACCCAAAUAAAGCAAACACUGAUCACAAUAAUGGUGGUUUGUUGAAAUUUUAAUAUUUUUCAAUAUUAAUGGAGGGUGCAAACCUAAUAUUGAUUCAAUGCAAUUAACAUUGGCAAAUCAACUGUUUUUAACAUUGUUUCAACGGUUGCAUGCUAUCUGGGUAACCACUUGCAUACUUGAGUUUUAUACAGCACAGUAAAUCACAAUGUAUAAUUGAGUUUUAUACAGCACAGUAAACCACAUAUUGUGAUUAAUUGCAAUUUGUCUGCUUUUGUGUUCCAAUCUAAUUCAUACACAUUUGUAACGACAUCAAAUUACAUUUUUCGAUGAACACUUGACCCAAAUAAUAAUAAUACUAACCUCUUUAUGAGUAUUUAUAUGACAUUAUAUUUAACAUUAUAUUAUAAUAUUUUCCUGUUUGUUAAUAAAAAUGUUUUCCCUAUUUUUAGAGACUUACUGUAUAAUUUUCUUUACCAAUGCUGUAAUUUUAAGUGGAAGUUUAUUUGCUAGAAAUCCCAAGGUUGAUGCCCUUUGUCCCUUUAAAGAUUAUUGAAUGAACUUUCACUCAAUUAUAAAUGUUACUGCAUGCAUAGGUUAAGAGAGAUAAACUUACACAUGUAGAGAGAUAAACUUACACUCUGCUUACACAUGUAGCCGUGUGACUUAUACUGGACUCAACAGAAGUUUAGACGGAAAUGAUAUUGCAUGCUGAAUAUUCACAGGUACAAUGAACGGACAGGUUUAUCUGAUGUUUGGUCCAGUUUUCUUAACCCUCCUGGUGAUGACUGUCCCGGUUGUUCAGAGCGGCAAUGUUCUUGUCUUUCCUGUAGAGGGCAGUCACUGGGUCAACAUGAAACUCUUGAUUGAGGCUCUUCACGUCAAAGGUCACAAUAUUACAGUCAUCCGGAUGUCAGACAGCUGGUACAUAAAAGAAUCUUCACCUCUCUACACAUCCAUCACCCUGAAGACUGCAGGAGGACUUAGUGAAGAAUUCCUGCAGGGAUUUACAUCAAAUAUGCUAAACAUUUUAAGGGAUGGCUCCACUUGGACUCGCCUAAGACUGAAGAUGGAGAUGUUGCAAGCUAUUUUACAGAUGUCUGUAGUAGAAAGUGAUCUAAUAGUCAAGAUGUUUGAAGACCAGCAGCUAAUACAGUCCCUAAAAGAGAGCAAAUAUGAUUUGAUGCUUACGGAUCCAGCCAAGUUUGCAGGUGUAAUAUUGGGUCAUUAUCUUAGACUGCCCUUGGUCUGCAAUGUCCGGUGGACCUUGUUCAGUGAGGGUCAUUUUGCAAUAGCUCCUUCACCACUUUCUUAUGUACCUAUGCCACUGAUGGAGUUAUCAGACCGCAUGAGUUUCUUUGAAAGAGUGAAGAAUGUUUUAAUGUACAUCAUCACUGAAAUACAGGUUGCUUUGACAAUCGCUCCAUAUUAUAACGAAGUUAGCGAACGCUUCAUUGGGCCAGGAACAUCCUAUUUAACCUUACUUCAAGGUGUUGAUCUGUGGCUCCACAGGGUUGACUUUAUUUUUGAAUUUCCACGGCCCACUAUGCCAAACAUCGUCUACAUGGGAGGCUUUCAGUGCAAGCCAUCAAAGCCUCUUCCACAAGAUCUAGAGGACUUUGUGCAGAGCUCUGGUGAUCAUGGUGUCAUCGUCAUGUCUCUGGGAACAUUCUUUGGUCAGCUUCCUGAUGACGUGGCAGAGGCCAUUGCUAAAGCUUUUGCUGAACUUCCACAGAAGAUCAUCUGGAGGUAUAAAGGAAGGAGACCAUCUGCACUGGGAAACAACACCUUAAAAAUGGACUGGAUACCUCAGAAUGAUCUUCUGGGUCAUCCCAAAACCAGAGCUUUUGUGGCUCAUGGUGGAACCAAUGGAAUCCAAGAAGCCAUCUACCAUGGGGUACCAAUCAUUGGAUUUGGACUCAUCUUUGACCAGCCUGAUAAUCUUUCAAAGAUGAGAGUGAAGGGUGUAGCCAAGACCGUAGACUUUGCCACAGUGAAUAAGGACUCCUUUCUAGAAACUGUCAAGGAAGUUCUUUAUAAUCCCAGUUAUCGGGAGAACAUGCAGAAGCUCUCGAGACUUCACAGAGAUGUUCCAGUGAAGCCUCUGGACAGCGCCAUCUUCUGGAUUGAGUUUGUCAUGAGGCACAAAGGUGCAGCUCAUUUACGCACAGAGUCGUACAAAAUGCCCUGGUACUCGUAUCACUCUGUUGAUGUCAUGUUGUUGCUGUUGUCUGUUGUGACGCUCAUAAUGCUGACCACAUAUGUGCUUAUCAGAUAUUUAUGCUGCAGAAUAUGUAGGAGAAAAAACAAACUGGAAUGAUUUUUUUUAAUGUACAAUUUGUGUAUUCUACUGUUUUACUACAUAUAUAAUCAUACAGGACACUUAGGUUUGCCUUUGUCCUUGAUACAAAUUUAAUGUUUCACCGUUUAUUUCCAGUUGGUCUUUGGUGGAUUUUGCCAGUCAGGAUCAUUUUCCGUUUGGAUAAAAUCCACUAAGCAAAGGUUUGUUGGACUGUCUUGUUUUAAAUGAAUCUUACAAGUUGUCAUAACUAAGCUUUUCCAGGCAUUUCUAAACUAUUUAAAAAGACACACCAAUCAGCAUUACUUCUUUUCAAUUUCAUCAUUAAAGUCUGUGCAAAGUCAGAUUUUUAAUACCGAAUACCGCUACAACCUGAAUGGAUGCUAGCAUUGUAAUUUUGUUAGGGACGGGGCCAUGAUCGGUGGCUCCAGUGUGUUACCGAUUUAGCACUGCCUAAAUAAUCCUAUACACACAAAUGUUGAAAAACUGUUUAAUGGUGUUUAACUCCACAAUUUAGUACUACGUAGUUCACAGUCUUUGUAACAUGUUUCAGCAAUACAUUUCUAACAUUUAUAAUGUGUUUAGAAACAACUCUCUAAAAUGACAUAACAUAGACUUUAACAUUUAGCUGAUUUUGUGUUUUAUUGUUGUAAUUUUAGUAGAUCUUAGUUAGUGGGUGGAAGUUAAUCAUUAACUUCUGCUGGGGGAGUGGGUGGUAAGCAUUGGCCUUUCUUUGAUAAGCCCAUUUCAAAAUCAGUAAAACAACAAUAUAAUAUUAGGUCCCCUCAUGGCUCUGAAAUUUGGAUAAAUAUAGUGUUGUUUAUCACAGUAGUUAUAAAUGAUGGCUAAUGGGUCAUUACCCAAAAGUGCAUCACAGGUCCGUUCCAAAAGAGUCUUGGACAGAUGGGAAAAAAUGAUGCUGACUGCAAACAAUAAAAUCUAUCUAACCAUAUAAUUGUUCAGAGUUAGAAAAGAGCAAAAUAAAUAGCCCUGUCUGUGUCGCGUAUUUGUUUUUGACGUCAAAACAGUGCGUUCAGUUUUGGCUUAAAUGGAUCUGUCACUGAGUAAAAUAGCCAAAUUCAACAGAUCUGGGUUCUGAAGUAAAACCAACCGAGAAUGAUUAAUAAGGUGUCAAAGGUCUCUGAAUUUAACAGAAUUAUUUGGUGUAUGUGUAUACAUAUAUUCAUAUAAGUACAUAUACAC
Messenger RNA from Paramisgurnus dabryanus, 4207 nucleotides. The record is from RefSeq and is a predicted model, not a curated record. NCBI's taxonomy places the organism in Eukaryota, Metazoa, Chordata, Actinopteri, Cypriniformes, Cobitidae.